CGCCCCCCUCUGCGUGAGGAAGCCCCGCCCCCGACUGUUUCUCUUGCACUCCCGGCUGCCCCUCCCAUCUGUUUGUUUAGUGCCUGUUCCCGUCUUCCCUCCCGCUGCGUGCCCGGCCCCAGCCCGCUCGCAGUGCUGUCUCCCCCAUCCGCGCCGAGCCUCCGGCUCUGCGGUGCCGGGCUGGCUCCCAAGAUGGCGUCCAUCAUGGAGGGGCCGCUGAGCAAAUGGACCAACGUGAUGAAGGGCUGGCAGUACCGCUGGUUCGUGCUGGACUAUAACGCGGGGCUGCUCUCCUACUACACGUCAAAGGACAAAAUGAUGAGAGGAUCACGAAGAGGGUGUGUUCGACUCAGAGGAGCUGUGAUUGGUAUAGACGAUGAGGACGACAGUACCUUCACAAUAACUGUUGAUCAGAAAACCUUCCAUUUCCAGGCUCGAGAUGCUGAUGAGAGAGAGAAGUGGAUUCAUGCUUUAGAGGAAACAAUUCUCCGUCAUACUCUUCAGCUUCAGGGUGUGGAUUCAGGAUUUGUUCCCAGUGUUCAGGAUUUUGAUAAGAAACUUACAGAGGCUGAUGCUUAUUUGCAGAUCUUGAUAGACCAAUUGAAGCUAUUUGAUGAGAAGCUUCAGCACUGCAUAGAUGAUGAACAGAGAAAAAAAAUUGAAAAUCUCAAAGAAACAACCAAUAGUAUGGUAGAAUCAAUAAAACACUGCAUUGUGUUGCUGCAGAUUGCUAAAGACCAAAGUAAUGAGGAGAAGCACGCAGAUGGACUUAUAAGUACUAUUAACCCUGUUGAUGCAGUAUAUCAGCCUAGUCCUUUGGAACCUACAGUGAUCACUACAAUGCCCACCCAGACUGUCUUACUUCCAGAGCCUGCUCAGUUGUUGAAAUCAGAGCAGCGACCUUCGUCCUUGGCAGUUGGGCCUGCAGUAACAUCGCUAGGAAACCAUCAGAUUCCAACACCAAAUAGUACAGGAAGUGGGCAGUCGGCACCCAGCAGCAGUUUAACCUCUCCGAGCCACGUCAAUCUGUCUCCAAAUACAGUUCCAGAUUUUUCUUACUCCAGCAGUGAAGAUGAGUUCUAUGAUGCUGAUGAAUUCUAUCAGAACAGUUCUUCCCCAAAGCGAUGCAUUGACUCCUCAGGAUCUGCAGCAGUCCUGACUCGCAGCAGCACAGGAAGUAGUUUGAAACGCCCAGACACCACAGAAUCCCUUAAUUCUUCCAUGUCUAAUGGGACAAAUGAUGCUGAUCUCUUUGAUCCUCUUGAUGAUAGAGAUGAUGAUGGUGAAGGAGAGUCAGUGGAAGAACAUAAGAGUGUUAUUAUGCAUCUUUUAUCACAGGUUAGACUAGGAAUGGAUCUAACAAAGGUGGUUCUCCCAACUUUUAUUCUGGAAAGAAGAUCACUUUUGGAAAUGUAUGCUGACUUUUUUGCACAUCCGGACUUAUUUGUGAGUAUUAGUGACCAAAAGGAUCCAAAGGACCGAAUGGUUCAGGUGGUUAGAUGGUACCUCUCAGCUUUUCAUGCGGGAAGGAAAGGAUCUGUUGCUAAAAAGCCUUACAAUCCCAUUUUGGGCGAGAUUUUCCGGUGUCAUUGGCUAUUGCCAAAUGCUGAAAAUGAAGAUAAUACGGAGCCUGUUUCAGAGGGACCAAUUCCUUGGGUUACCAAAAACAGUGUGACGUUUGUAGCAGAGCAGGUCUCUCACCACCCUCCAAUUUCAGCGUUUUAUGCCGAGUGUUUUAGCAAGAGAAUACAAUUCAAUGCUCACAUCUGGACCAAGUCAAAAUUCUUGGGGAUGUCUAUUGGUGUUCAUAAUAUAGGGCAAGGUUGUGUGACAUGCCUAGAUUAUGAUGAGCACUAUAUUUUGACUUUCCCCAAUGGUUAUGGAAGAUCUAUUCUCACAGUGCCAUGGAUAGAACUGGGUGGAGAAUGCAGUAUUAGUUGCUCAAAAACAGGUUACAAUGCUAACAUCGUCUUCCACACAAAACCUUUCUAUGGAGGAAAGAAGCAUAGAGUUACAGCUGAAAUUUUUUCUCCUCAUGACAAGAAAUCCUUCUGCUCAAUUGAAGGGGAAUGGAAUGGUGUCAUGUAUGCAAAAUAUGCAACAGGGGAGAGUGUAGUCUUUAUAGAUACCAAGAAAAUGCCUACAAUUAAGAAGAAGGUAAAGAAACUGGAAGAUCAAGAGGAAUAUGAAUCCCGCUGCCUAUGGAAAGAUGUAACUUACAACUUAAAAAUCAGAGACAUUGAUGCAGCCACAGAUGCAAAGCACAGAUUGGAAGAAAGACAAAGAGCUGAAGCUAGAGCCAGAAAGGAGAAAGAGACAUCAUGGGAAACAAGGUUAUUCCAUGAAGAUGGAGAAUGUUGGGUUUAUGAUGAGCCACUAUUGAAACGACUUGCUGCCACUAAACAUUAAGUGGUUAUAAAAACCUAAAACAUUCAGGUCUUGGCUUAGUGAAUUUUACAACUACAAGAUAAAUUUAUGACUAGCAAGUACUUUAUUUUGGAGAUCCUGUCCCCUCCAGUUACAGUGGUUCCUAUCUCAGGGAUACUGGAUUUAAUAAUGCUGAUGAACAAUUAAAGCAGGAAAUGUCUUAACUAUUUGACAGUCAUAUAGUAGCUUUGGACUUUACCAUUCAGAUUGUGUAUUCAAGCUUCAACGACAUGAUGGCUGAGCCCUCACACAUGCUUCAGAAGCAUCAAUGAACCGUGGGCCUAAGUCAUGGGAAGCAUACUUGGUAUAACCACUGUAAAGGACAUAGUUGGUAUCAGUUGCAUAAUAUUCUGGGGGGUCUACAUAUAUAAAUAUAUAUAUAUAUAAAAAUGCAAGACUUCACUUAAUUAAAUCCAGUUAACAUUUUUGAUGUGUAAAUAUGAGGAUUCCUUUGAUUGGACAGUUUAUUAGAAAUCUACAUAAAUGUUAUUUGCCACCUGUAUGAUAAAAAUCAAACCUUUUGGCAUUUGUGUCUCACCCAAAAUAAUUUUUUUAUUUUAGAAAUUAAAAUGUAACCAUAGACUACAAUUGAAUUACUCAGUGCAUCUUAAAGCUUCAUAAAAUAGAUUUUUCAAACUU
Messenger RNA from Chrysemys picta bellii (western painted turtle), 3066 nucleotides. It is a transcript of the gene OSBPL9, whose product is annotated as oxysterol binding protein like 9. Lineage: Eukaryota; Metazoa; Chordata; Testudines; Emydidae. The record is from RefSeq and is a predicted model, not a curated record. Gene Ontology annotation, cellular component: cytosol; intracellular membrane-bounded organelle; membrane. Gene Ontology annotation, molecular function: sterol binding.